GGCGAAAGUACAGAAUAGGCAAUUUUUUUAUUGGGCUAUUUAAAUUUACAGUAUACUAUUUAUCUUUUAAAAAUAAAAAAAUAAAAUGUAUAGGCAUGUAGUCCGACCUGAAUCAUCGUACAUCAUGAAAUUUGGCAGGUUUCAAGUGUGAUUCAGAGGUAGUCUAGGCAGGGGGGAAAUGUUAUUAUGUCCACCUCCCUCCCUACCGAGGCAGUGCUUUGAUAAUCCUCCAAGAGUCAACACCCACACUGCUACACAGCCUGUGUUUUACUGUGUUCGUACUCAUUAUCUUUUGAGUUUUGAAGUCAGACUAAUUUGGUGAAUAUGAAUCCUCAUUGUGCGCGCUGUGGGAAAAUUGUUUAUGCCACAGAGAAAGUCAACUGCCUGGAUAAGUAUUGGCACAAAGGAUGUUUCCACUGUGAGGUCUGCAGGAUGACUCUCAACAUGAAGAACUACAAAGGCUAUGAAAAGAAGCCCUACUGUAAUUCGCACUAUCCAAAGCAGUCAUUCACCAUUGUUGCAGAUACUCCUGAGAACCUUCGACUGAGACAGCAAAGUGAGCUUCAGAGUCAGGUGAAGUACAAGAAAGACUUUGAGGAGAGCAAAGGACGAGGCUUCAAAUUUGUGCUGGACACUCCUGAGCUGCAGAGACUACGACGAGCCCAGGAUCAGAUCAGUAAUGUGAAAUACCACAAGGACUUUGAGCUGAUGGGCCCACAAGGAGUCACACGUGGUGUUCAUGCACCUUACCUUGUGCGUGGCCAGCUGCGGCAAAACGUCCGAACAGAAAAUACAGGGCACAAGGGUGUGCACCAGUACAUAGUGGAGAUGGCCCGGAGGCCUGGUGUCAUCGUAGCUCCUGUGCUGCCAGGCGCGUACUGCCCCAGUGGACACGUCCAGGGGCACAGCUACAUGCACCAGACCAGUAUGCACUCCUUACGGUCUCUGCAGAGUGUGUACAGAGCCCUCUACGAUUACGUGAGCCAAGACACGGAUGAGGUGUCGUUUCGGGACGGUGACAUCAUCCACAGCGUGCAGCCCAUUGAUGGGGGUUGGGUGUACGGCACGGUGCAAAGGACUGGCAGGUCUGGGAUGCUCCCUGGUAACUACAUAGAGGGUCUCCACUAAGGCUUACCAAACUAACUCGAGGCCUGGAACACAUUCAAGUUGUACAACAGUUUGUCUGCACAAAAAUAAUUAAAGGCCUCGAUUCAAUCAGAUCGAGCGUAAACCCUCAUUGGCCAACAUCCGCAUAGUGUAUAACUGCGGGUAUAAGAUGACAAAUCGGUGAGCGGCUGCUUUUGUGUCACCAACCACUCCUUUUCUUAUUAUCCCUACCGCGGUAGAAAAUGUAGGCUAUCAAUUAUAGAAAUAUUGACAGGGGCUAAUGCAUGUUUUUAUGUUCGUUUUGAUGGGGCGAUUUAUAGCCUAUCAGUCUAGUCAAGGUGUAGCUAGAACAUCACACAUUCAAGUGUUUGAACUUGUAACAUGAUAUAAAGUUGGGUGUGGUUUCAUUGCAUCAAAUGUCAGUGUCCAGCGCCUCACGACCGGCGCAGGGGUCUAAGGCACUGCAUCACAGUGCUAGCUGUCCCACUAGAGAUUCUGGGUUCGAUUCAUGGAGACCCAUGGGGCGGUGCACAAUUGGCCCAGCGUCGUCCGGAUUAGGGGAGGGUUUAGCCACUAGCGACUCCUGUGGUUGGCUGGGCACGCUGACACGGUCGCCAGGUGUACGGUGUUUCCUCUGACACGUUGGUGCGGCUGGCUUCCGGGUUAAGUGGGCAUUGUGUCAAGAAGCAGUGCGGCUUGGUUGGGUUGUGUUUCGCAGGACACAUGGCUCUCGACCUUCGCCUCUCCCUCAUCCGUACGGGAGUUGCAGCGAUGAGACAAGACUAACUACCAAUUGGAUACCAUGAAAUUGGGGAGAAAACAUGUCAGCGUCCGCGAUAAGGUAACACAAGGAGCCGCUUGUGGGUUUGACAGCUCCAACGCCACACCACCACCAAAAUGACCGCUAUGCGGAUGUUGGUUUCGCUAAUGAUAGAAUCUAGCCCAACAGUAGUUGUACAACCUGAGUGUAUACUGGGUCUGACUGAGAGCAUUAUGUAGAUAAGAUGCACCAUCGAAGCCUCUGUAUGGUGAGGAUUUCCAUCAGAAUAUACAAGUGGUAAUAGCAAUUGAAAUAAUGUUUUUGGAAAUGUAUGAACAAGUACAGAAUUUGAAUCUUUACAUGUUUAAAAAUUAAUGUAACUGUCAUUUGUGUGCUUAUAGUAUAUAACAUGUUCUAUUCACGGCAGUGUGUGCACUACAAAGUAUGUUAACAAUUUGAGUGUUCCAUCUUCAAAUCUAAAGUUGUAAACAUGACAAUUCCAGUACGUAAUGUCAAGCUACUUACUGUAUGCAACCUGUCACUUGCACGUCCGUCUUCAAUUCAAAAGGUUUGCAGAUAAAUGUUAAAAAAAAAAAAAGUUAAAUAAAUGUAUUAACAUGAAGUAUUUUCUUGUUUAAUAGUUUCCAUACCUUAAAAUAAAUGAAAGAUGACUGGCUGCAA
This is a messenger RNA of Oncorhynchus keta (chum salmon), 2548 nucleotides long. It is a transcript of the gene nebl, whose product is annotated as nebulette. The record is from RefSeq and is a predicted model, not a curated record. Gene Ontology annotation, cellular component: focal adhesion. Bases 325 to 1128 code for a protein of 267 amino acids. The transcript is spliced from 7 exons. Gene Ontology annotation, molecular function: actin filament binding. Lineage: Eukaryota; Metazoa; Chordata; Actinopteri; Salmoniformes; Salmonidae.